Messenger RNA from Culicoides brevitarsis, 702 nucleotides. It is a transcript of the gene Josd, whose product is annotated as josephin-2. Gene Ontology annotation, molecular function: cysteine-type deubiquitinase activity. Gene Ontology annotation, biological process: protein deubiquitination. The coding region runs from base 67 to 642 and encodes 191 amino acids. Lineage: Eukaryota; Metazoa; Arthropoda; Insecta; Diptera; Ceratopogonidae. The transcript is spliced from 2 exons. The record is from RefSeq and is a predicted model, not a curated record.
UAACAAAAACAUCAACCAAAACAAACCUCGAAGCCUUCAGUAUUUAGCUCCAACAAAAAACGAAAGAUGACAAACUCCAACGAGCAAGUUUCCGUGUACCAUGAACGCCAACAGAGAGAAUUGUGUGCCAUGCAUGCCCUCAACAACACGUUCCAAGAAAAAGUUUUUACAAAGGAAUUUCUGGACGAAAUCUGUUUACAGCUCACGCCCGACACAAAUUGGCUGAAUCCGCAUCGCUCGAUGUUCGGUUUGGGCAAUUACGACAUCAACGUUAUCAUGUCGGCAGUGCAACGGAAGAAGAAUUGCGAGGCAAUUUGGUUCGAUAAGCGAAAAGAUCCCGCCUGCAUCGACACGGAACAGAUUAUUGGCUUCAUCCUGAACAUUCCGAACAAAUACGAUUUGGGAUUUGUGGCUGUUCCGCUGCUCGGAAGACGUCAUUGGUUCGCAAUCAAGAAAAUUGGCGCGCAAUUUUGGAAUCUCGACUCGAAAUUAAAAGUCCCGAAGAGUUUGGGCAACGAAAAUGACGUCAUGGAGUUCAUUAGGAAGCAACUUUUGGAAAACGAUAAGGAAUUAUUUAUUGUUGUGACGAAAGAAGUUGCUUCGGCGCAGAGUUGGAUGAAAAGCCCGACGAUCGAAACGUGAAUUACAAUUUUUUUAGGGAAUUUUUUUGAAUAUUUAUUUACAAUUAUAAAGAUUUUAUAC